CCCUUAUUACCAUCUACGCUGCCAUAUAACCUCUGAAUGCAAAAAUUCAGGAUAGGUACCACCGCAUUUGGGUCCGGACGAGCGCACCAAUCUUUUUUUCUCAUUUUAAUCGGAUCUCUGUAUCUCCACUCCCUUUCCAUCCUUCUACUCCUAGUGUCUCAGAACCGAACCAACUGCCGUCUAUCCUUUUGCCGUCUCCGACUCACUAUACAUCAACAAUAAAACAAAGAAAGCCACUUCUUCAACACAAAAAU
Messenger RNA from Aspergillus japonicus CBS 114.51, 254 nucleotides. RefSeq lists its product as uncharacterized. NCBI's taxonomy places the organism in Eukaryota, Fungi, Ascomycota, Eurotiomycetes, Eurotiales, Aspergillaceae. Bases 37 to 222 code for a protein of 61 amino acids. The transcript has a single exon. The record is from RefSeq and is a predicted model, not a curated record.